This is a messenger RNA of Drosophila novamexicana, 1771 nucleotides long. RefSeq lists its product as uncharacterized. Lineage: Eukaryota; Metazoa; Arthropoda; Insecta; Diptera; Drosophilidae. Bases 63 to 1691 code for a protein of 542 amino acids. The transcript is spliced from 5 exons. The record is from RefSeq and is a predicted model, not a curated record.
AGGCGCGAGUCUCGCUCGGUGUUACGCAGCUAAAGUAGAAUAUUUUCAAAAAAGAACUCAAUAUGAGAUCGUUGUUGGUGCUGGCUCUGUGCCUGGGUGUGGUCUGUGCAGAUUUUCAGAACAGACACAAGCGGGACGAUUUCCACAGUCGCCACUUCAAUGCGCAUCAGCAAGCAAUUGAAACGGCCCGCAGGAACGCCUAUGGCUCGAGUGGUUACGGCUCCUCUGGCAGUGGAUCGGGUAGCUUUGGGGUAGGCGGCAGUGCGGAUCUGGCUGUUGGUGGUGCCUCAUUGGGCAACUUGGAGAGCUCCUACGACUCGGUGGGUGCCGUUGAGGGCACGGAGAGCACUGGCAGCAGCGUGGCCGGCGGUGCUGCCUUUGGAGCCAACAAUGCGGCCUCGUUCGGAGCACAGAACGCUGCGUCUUUCGGAUCAAACAGCGCCUUCGCCUCGAACUCCGCCUUCCAGGCCAGCCACAGCGCCAACUUUAACAGCGCCAGCGCACAUAAUGUGGGCAGCAAUGUCGAGUUUGCCGACGCCAAUAAUGCCGGCACUGAGGUCAACUUUGGCGGUGCUGGAUCUACCAAUUCCGAGUCGCUGCUCUCCAGCAAUCUGCAGGCGCCCUUGGCUCUGACUGCACCGGUUGCCACUGGCGGAAAUGUCGAGUACUUGCAUCACGAGAGGGUUGUGUCCAGCGCACCACAGCAGGUUGUCUACACUGUGCCCGGUGGCUCGCAAAAGUAUGUGCAGCAUGUGGAGCGAGUUGUGGAACAGAAGCCCACGGUGCAGUAUGUUCAGGUUCCUCAGCCUUCCGGCACCUCUGAGCAUUACUAUCAGCGCAAGGUGACGACUACCGCGUCUGCACCACAGAUCAUUCAGCAACCCUCGGCUAGCUUCACCUACGGCUCCAACACGGGCUCCAGCUUCGGCACCAACUCUGCCUUCAAGGUCAACCAGAACGUUGGCUUUGGCAGCAACUUUGGCCACCGCUCGGGUUCCCUGUUGACUGCCGGUCAAACAGGCGGCCUCAGCUUUGGCGGCGGCAGCUCCCAGCUCCAUCAGCUCAUCAACCAGGCCCAUCAGACAGCCAAGCAGCAAGCAGCUACUGGCAGCUCCCUCAGCAGCGGCGCCGGCCUGGCUAGCGCCAACCAGGUUCAACUGGGCGGCUCAAAUGCAUUCAACUCCAAUUACGGCUUCAACUCAGCUAGUUCCCUGAACUCUGCCAGCUCCCUGAACGCAGCCAGCUCCCUGAACUCGGCAAGCUCCUUGAACGCUGCUAACAGCGGCUCCCUCCUGAGUGGCUCGCUGCUGGGCGGUAGUCAAGGCUCGCUCCUGAGUGGCUCCCUCUUGGGUGGCUCCUCCAGCAACAGUCAGCUAAAUGCCCAGAAUAACUUGGGCUUGGGCUUGUCGACGGGUCUGACCAGCGGUCAGCAGCUGUCGGGCGCCGGCAACUUUGGCGCUGGCGGAGGUAUUGGUGGCAACAGUGGCUACCAAACCAAGCAGUGGGAGAAGCAAUCCAAGUGGUCUUCCCAAUCUGAGUUUGACUCUGACGGACAUGUUAAGAACUACAAGGAUCUGGCCACUGGCGAGAGCGAGAACUACAAUGUGAAUGGCAAGCAGUUCGGCUACAAUGCGGCCACCGCCUCCGUCGAUGACAAUGGCAAGGUGAGCACCUACAGCGUGCACUCGUAAGAUGUGACUCCCAACAUUCCCUCUCACCCACACUAAGAAUAGUAGUAUCGAAUGCGAAAAAUAAUAAAAAGAAUUAUUAA